Messenger RNA from Protopterus annectens (West African lungfish), 2007 nucleotides. It is a transcript of the gene CHST12, whose product is annotated as carbohydrate sulfotransferase 12. The transcript has 2 exons. The record is from RefSeq and is a predicted model, not a curated record. The coding region runs from base 129 to 1409 and encodes 426 amino acids. Gene Ontology annotation, cellular component: membrane. Lineage: Eukaryota; Metazoa; Chordata; Ceratodontiformes; Protopteridae. Gene Ontology annotation, biological process: carbohydrate biosynthetic process; proteoglycan biosynthetic process. Gene Ontology annotation, molecular function: sulfotransferase activity.
CUGUGCUUUGUUUUUAGGUUACAGGACUCGGAGAAAAGAAAGAGAAGGGUCUUAGGCCGCUUGCUCUGACAUCGUGAUAUUAGUGGGGUUAAAAUGACGUUGAAGAAUUGCCUCCUGGACCAAACAGAAUGACCAAACUGAAGAUGUUCCGAUUUUUCCUCAUACUUGGGUCCCUUUUCAUGAUUUUGUUGAUUAUUUUCUACUGGGAUGAUGUUGGAGCUGCACAACUCUACUUUCACAGUGUCAGUUCAAAGCAACAGUCUUUGUCGCACUUUGCUAGCCUUUCUGCUGCAGAGCAAACAUUUCAUGGUUCUAACAUAAAGACAUUUAUGUCAGGUGUAGAUGAAUUUACAGAUAAAAUUUUUAGUAAAGUUUUAGUUCAGAACCAGACUGUGAAUAAAAAUGACAACCAAAGGACUCCACAGUUGUCCAACAAGCAAGCAUCAGGACAACUAGAAGAGAUCAUACGUGGUUAUGACUGGGCUACUCGUAGCACACGUAUAAAUAUGGACUACAUGAAGCUUCAGAAUGAGAGAAAGCAGAUGCUGCAUAGUUUAUGCAGAAAUUCUACUCUCCAGUUUUCCGGCAAAAAUCGCUCAUUUGAAGACAUACCCAACAAAGAGUUGGAUCACCUGAUAGUGGAUGAUCGGCAUGGUAUUAUCUAUUGUUACGUACCCAAGGUGGCAUGUACUAACUGGAAGCGGAUACUCAUUGUGUUGAGCCAGAGUGUACAAAAUAAUGGCAAACCCUACAGUAAUCCCCUAGAUAUUCCAAGGGAGAAUGUCCACAAUACAAGUUCUCACUUCACCUUUAACAAGUUCUGGAAACGUUAUGGGAAGUUCUCAAAACAUCUUAUGAAAAUCAAAUUGAAGAAGUACACAAAGUUUCUGUUUACUCGUGACCCCUUUGUCAGACUGAUAUCAGCUUUUCGUAGUAAAUUUGAACUGGAAAAUGAAGGUUUUUACAAAGAAUUUGGAAUGCAAAUAUUGAAACUUUAUUCAAAUGUAACAGAACCACCUGCCUCUGUCAGUGAAGCAUUUGCCACAGGAAAUAAACCUUCCUUUAAUGCAUUUGUCCAGUAUUUAUUGGAUCCUGAGACUGAACGUAGGGUUCCUUUUAAUGAACACUGGAGACAGGUUUACCGCCUUUGCCAUCCGUGUCAGAUAAACUAUGACUUUAUUGGAAAGCUAGAGACUUUGACUGAAGAUGCGGAGUACUUGCUUCAGCUUUUAAAUCUGGAAAAUAAGGUGCAGUUCCCACCCAGCUACCGAAAUAGGACAGCCAGCAGCUGGGAAGAAGACUGGUUUGCAAAAAUUCCUAUUGAAUGGCGAAGAAAACUAUACAGGCUUUAUGAACCAGACUUUUUGCUUUUUGGUUACCCUAAACCAGAAAGUUUAUUGCAAGAUUAAUUUCUUGUAGAAUAAUGUUCUGUUUAAAUGUAGCACAAAUCAACUGAAUUUUCCAUUGCAGGUCUCAGAGUUCUAUUUCAGGGAGUUAUACGUUUCCGUAAUAUGGGAAGAACAUAAGGGAAAUGUUUGAACCAGAAUGCUUGAAAGCUAGUUUUUAAGGGAUAUAGUAACAGUCAAUUUGAAGAGAAUUUUUUACUUUGAGGCAUAUUUCAAAGCAAGAGUUAGCAAAUGUGUGUGAAACUGAAAAUUGAUAACUAUUUUGCAUCUGUUUCCUCAACAGGAUUGUAUUUGAUCAUGUUUUCACUUUAGGAACAUAUACGAUUCAUGAAUUCCCAUAGAUUAUUUUGAAUACUUAAAUCCUCUUCAUUGUGCUUAUGUAGAUGUGCUUAGCAACAAAGCUGUUCACUUGUUAAAUGUAUUCUGGGAAAGAGUUUAUAAAUAUGUUUUAUAAAUAAAAACUUUGAAACAGAGCAUUAUAAAUGAACAAUCUUGUAAAGGCAGGUACACUGUUUUAUUUGCAUUCUUGUUAGGAUUCUUUCAUCAGUCAGAAUUCUUAAUUAAAAAAAAAAAUUAAAAAAGAAACUUUGAAGAUCCCGUA